Cylicostephanus goldi is the source of this 693-nucleotide messenger RNA. NCBI's taxonomy places the organism in Eukaryota, Metazoa, Nematoda, Chromadorea, Rhabditida, Strongylidae. The record is from the annotation of a GenBank genome assembly.
AUGGGCUCCAAAAAGAAGGCAAAGAAGAAUGCCGAUUUCAAGAAGGUCAAGUUGAAAGUUGGCAAGAAACUCAAGAAGACUACCACAACUGAUACAACCAUUCAAACGAAGAAGGUUGUGCUUAUCUCCCAACUUGAAGAAAAGUCAGAGUCUAGUGACAAGCCACUUUCCUUUCGAGGUCUUUCACUAGACGAGUUGUGCAAGCAACUUGGUCAUUUCAAUAAGAGUGUUAGAAGAGACGCCUUGACGGGCACUAAGCAACUAUUAACUUCUCGCCCGGACCUCAUUGAGGCGCAUCUGAGGACUUUGGUUCCUGCAAUAGCUCGUCUAGUUUCAGAUUGUGGUCAUGAUCCUGCUUUGAACGGUCAACUGCGGUCGCUUUUACGGGUAAUAUGCUCAGUUUCUUCUCAUGCUAUGGCUGCCCAUUUUACUUUGUUCGUGGCACAUCUUCUCCACGCUUUGACACAUAACGAAGCAGGGGUUCGCAACUUUUCAUUAUCGAUCAUCGCUAUGCUGUUGAAUAGUUAUCCCGAUCUUUGUCGGACUAAUGUUGAUCUUUUCAACUCUUUCGUUAAAUUUCUGAAUGGAUCGCGAAAACCAGCUUGGAAUUCUGCUCGCUUUCUUGAGACCAUCGAGUUGUUUAUCAAGGCAAGCUUAUUCGGUAGACAAGACGAUGGGAAAAUUUCAUCCUGA